Molecule: messenger RNA, 297 nt
Organism: Cylicostephanus goldi
Lineage: Eukaryota; Metazoa; Nematoda; Chromadorea; Rhabditida; Strongylidae
Source: the annotation of a GenBank genome assembly
AUGUGCUCUCUAGUUGGUAGUUCGUGGGAUAAAUGGCCUUAUACUCUGAGUCGUCUAGCUAUGCUGGAUGGUUCGGUGAAAUUCUCUUCUCAACCUUCUUACGCACCAAAUGAUGUUAUUGAGCGCAUCGGAGGCAGAGUGAUAUACUACAAGGAUAGCGCGGAGGCACCAAAAGAGCUCUCUGUUGAAGACAGAAAGCAGAUCCAGAUUAAAGAAAAUGGCCAAACUAUGACAGCUGCUGCUCGCAGGAAAGAGCGGCCACUACGGAUACAGAUGAGUAGUAUUAGUGAACCAUGA